AACUCCAAAUCAAAUCAAUGGCGGAAUCAUCGUCGUCAAGUAAUAUUAUCACAUCUUUUUCUCUGAGCAUCGUCUUCACGUUGAUGUUCUUCUUGUUCUUACUGGCUAUGGCGGAGGGGUCGGUGGACACGUUCCUCUACGGCGGGUGUUCGCAGACCAAGUAUGCACCGGAAUCUCCCUACCAAUCAAAUCUCAACUCUCUACUAACCUCCCUCGUCAAUUCUGCCACGUACUCAUCCUACAAUAAGUUCACCGUAUUAGGAUCCGCCCCAAACGACGUCGUUUUCGGGGUCUACCAGUGCCGCGGCGACCUGGGGAUGCCCGACUGCGCCGCCUGCGUGGCGGAGGCCGUCAGCCGCCUUCCGCCGCAGUGCCCGGCGGCGUGCGGCGGCGUGGUACAGCUGGAGGGUUGUUUCGUCAAGUACGACAAUGCGUCGUUCGUCGGGGCGGCGGACAAGGCGGUGGCGAUGAAGAAGUGCGGCCCGUCGGAGGGGUACGACGCCGCCGGGAUGGGGCGGCGCGACGCCGUGCUGGCGGGGUUGGCCGGCGCCGGCGGGGGGUAUAGGGUCGGGGGGACGGGGGAUGUUCAGGGGGUGGCGCAGUGCGUCGGAGAUUUGAGUUCCGGUCAGUGCCAGGACUGCGUGGCGGAGGCGAUACGGCGGCUGAAGGCGGAGUGCGGCGGCGCUGUGUUUGGGGAUAUGUUUUUGGGGAAGUGUUAUGCGAGGUACUCUACCAGUGGGGCCCAGGCAUAUGCCAGAUCCAAUCACGGAUUUUCACAUAAUGAGAGUGAGAAGACAUUUGCACUUAUAAUCGGAUUACUUGCUGGAGUUGCUCUACUCAUCAUCUUCCUCACUUUCCUUAGUCGAUUAUUUUCGAAAAAUGGGAAAUAAAUAGCUGUGAGAUGAAGCCAAUGAUAUAUAUAUAUAUAUAUUCCUUUUUUUUUCUUGUAUUAAAUUUAUGGCAAUCAUUUUGCCUUUACAUUAUUGUAUUUGUUGUAGUGGAAUUCAAAUGUAUCUGCUUUUCAUUUUGAAACAAGAAAUAACU
Messenger RNA from Andrographis paniculata, 1044 nucleotides. RefSeq names its product plasmodesmata-located protein 7. The record is from RefSeq and is a predicted model, not a curated record. The coding region runs from base 18 to 890 and encodes 290 amino acids. NCBI's taxonomy places the organism in Eukaryota, Viridiplantae, Streptophyta, Magnoliopsida, Lamiales, Acanthaceae. Gene Ontology annotation, cellular component: plasmodesma. The transcript has 3 exons.